CUCUUGUCUUUUCCAGCCACUUCCACAUCUACAACUGGGACAAGUCAUCUCACAAAAUGUGACAUAAAGCAGAAAGCCUUCUGUGUAAAUGGGGGAGAGUGUUACAUGGUUAAAGACCUUCCGAACCCCCCCAGAUACCUGUGCAGGUGCCCAAAUGAAUUUACUGGUGAUCGCUGCCAAAACUACGUAAUGGCCAGCUUCUACAAGCAUCUUGGGAUUGAAUUUAUGGAAGCUGAGGAACUGUACCAGAAACGGGUGCUGACCAUAACUGGCAUUUGCAUUGCUCUUCUAGUAGUUGGCAUCAUGUGUGUGGUGGCCUACUGCAAAACCAAGAAGCAAAGGAAAAAGUUGCAUGACCGCCUUCGGCAGAGCCUGCGCUCGGAAAGGAACAAUGUGAUGAACAUGGCCAACGGGCCGCACCACCCCAACCCACCACCAGAUAACGUCCAGCUGGUGAAUCAGUAUGUUUCGAAAAAUGUAAUCUCCAGCGAAGAAAAAAGCACGCCCUCUUUUUCAAAAAGCCACUACACCUCAACAACACAUCACUCCGUGACUGUCACCCAGACACCUAGCCACAGCUGGAGUAAUGGCCACACUGAAAGCAUCCUCUCUGAAAGUCAUUCAGUGCUCGUCAGCUCCUCCAUGGAGAACAGCAGGCACGCCAGCCCAGCAGGACCCCGGGGCCGCCUCAAUGGCAUUGGUGGGCCACGGGAAGGGAACAGCUUCCUCCGGCAUGCGAGAGAGACUCCUGACUCCUACCGAGACUCCCCUCACAGUGAAAGGUAUGUCUCAGCUAUGACCACACCAGCUCGCAUGUCACCCGUUGAUUUUCACACUCCAACUUCUCCCAAGUCCCACCCCUCCACGAUGUCACCACCGGCUUCCAGCUUGACUGUCUCCAUCCCUUCAGAAAACAUAGAAGAGGAGCGACCACUCCUCCUGGUGACCCCGCUGCAGAUACGUGAGAAGUAUGACCACCACCUUCAGCAAUUCAACUCCUUUCACCACAAUGUCACCCACGAGAGCAACAGCCUGCCACCGAGUCUGCGAAUAGGUGAGGACGAGGAGGAUGAGACCACGCAGGAGUACGAACCAGCACAGGAGCCUCCAAAGAAACUCACCAACAGCCGGAGGGUCAAAAGAACAAAGCCCAAUGGCCACAUUUCCAGCAGGGUGGAAGUGGACUCCGACACAAGCUCUGAGAGCAGCAGCUCUGAGACCGAAACCGAAGAUGAAAGAAUAGGCGAGGAUACACCGUUCCUGAGCAUACCGAACCCUGGGGCGACCAGUCUGGAGCCGGCCGCUGCCUUCCGGCUGGCUGAAAGCAGGACUAACCCGGCAAAUCGCUUCUCCACACCAGAAGAGUUGCAAGCAAGGUUGUCCAGUGUGAUCGCUAACCAAGACCCUAUUGCUGUAUAAAACAUAAAACACAUAGAUUCACAUGUAAAACUUUAUUUUAUAUAAUGAAGUAUUCCACCUUUAAAUUAAACAAUUUAUUUUAUUUUAGCAAUUCCGCUGAUAGAAAACAGGAG
Molecule: messenger RNA, 1532 nt
Organism: Acanthisitta chloris (rifleman)
Lineage: Eukaryota; Metazoa; Chordata; Aves; Passeriformes; Acanthisittidae
Product: pro-neuregulin-1, membrane-bound isoform-like
Biological process (GO): cell differentiation; activation of transmembrane receptor protein tyrosine kinase activity; intracellular signal transduction
Molecular function (GO): protein tyrosine kinase activator activity; chemorepellent activity
Source: RefSeq, a predicted model, not a curated record